CGUGGCUAUAACAUCCACCUAACAUCCGAAAGAGCUACACUGACGCAGUUAGAAUUUGAGCAAGCAACAUGGUUCAACGUACUCUCAUCUGUUUUGUGGUCGCUUUAGUUUCUGUGAGGUUUGCAGAGACUACCGACAAAGUUUGUGGUCCCGACACCAGUAAUGGUUUACAAGACUCAGCCAACCAGGCCAAAGAGGCAGCAUUUGAUUGGUUGGAAUCACAACAUAAUGAUCAAUGGGGCUGGGACCACCAGGUCACCCCAGCCGCCGUACUUACACUACAACUGACUGAUCCAACAUGGUUUAACGAAGAACAUUUAGAAAGUCAACUGUCCGUGAAACAACUUGAGAUUGAGAUGCUCAGUCUCCUAAGUAUGACUAGACCACCAUUCAGGGCAGAGAGUGAUUCAGAUGAAGAUGAUAAUGGAAACGAGUUCAGAAACUUAGCUGCAGGCCGCCUGGCUAAUUAUAUCUUGGGCCUUAAUACUACUUGUCACAAAGUCUCAGAUUUCUUCGGAUAUAACUUACCAUCGAUUCUAACAUUUAAGAUGCGUCGUUUUCCAACACAAGACUUCAGCAACUACUUCCAGUAUAGUUUUGCUAUCUUGGCUCUGUGUAACUCGAAUUCACGAAUUAUGCGUACAUUUGUUGAUGUAAUAACAGAAGAUAUUGAUUUUGGUAGCCAUGCUGGUGUGGACAUAGCUGCCAUGGUCGUGACUGCAUUGUCAUGUCUACGAGACAUGCCAGAGUUUGCUAAUCAUACGGAUAUAAAUGAGGCACUGCAGCGAGGAAUAAGCUAUAUAAAUGAACAUCAGGAAUCAGAUGGUAGUUUCGGAAAUAUACAUGCAUCGUCCCUUGCCUACCAAGCUUAUAUGGCAGCUGGAGUACCUCCCUCUGAAUGGCAGUGCACGGACCUUGUUAGUACACUCAUAGACGAACAAAAUCAGGAUGGUUCAUUCAAAGGCCAACUGAUGGCGACAAUUCAGGUACUGCCAACGCUAGCAGGAAAACACUACAGUCACAUCAACACAGAAAUGUGCCCCACAGAGGAAGAAGAAGAAGAAGAUAUUCCCGAGUUAUUUGAUCACAACGAGGGCGGUGAUUUAAUUUCCAUGAGCAUAUCAGUGAUUAAUGUUCUUGAUGAUAACGAAGAGUUAGGAUCAUUCAGCUUCUAUGUAGCCUCUGGGUAUAAUCUAUAUAGCAUCAUGCAAGGUCUUGUAUUAUUCACUCAAGGAAGCUUUAAUUUUGUACCCAAGGAUACCACAUGGGGCCACUUCAUCGAAUCAAUGUAUGGUAUUAAAGGCGAUAAUGUGGCUAAAACAUUCUGGCAUAUUUCCAAUCAUGACGAAUCACUGUCAGUUGAGAAGUCGGACAUUCCUGAGCUGUUUGAUCAUAACGAGGGUGGUGAUUUAAUUUCCAUGAGCAUAUCAGUGAUUAAUGUUCUUGAUGAUAACAACAAAUUAGGAGCAUUCAGCUUUUAUGUAGCCUCUGGAUAUAAUCUAUAUAGUAUCAUGCAAGGUCUUAAGAUCUUUUCUCAUGGAGACUUCAAGUAUGUUGUCAAGAUGGAACCGCCAUUGGGUCACUUCAUCGAAUCAAUGUAUGGUAUUAAAGGCGAUAAUGUGGCUAAAACAUACUGGUCUAUUUCCAAUCAUGACGAACAAUUAUCAGUGGACAUAGCUGCCAUGGUCGUGUCUGCAUUGUCAUGUCUUCGAGACAUGCCAGAGUUUGCUAAUCAUACGGAUAUCAAUGAGGCACUGCAGCGAGGAAUAAGCUAUAUAAAUGAACAUCAGGAGUCAGAUGGUAGUUUCGGAAAUAUACAUGCAUCCUCUCUUGCCUACCAAGCUUACAUGGCAGCUGGAGUACCUCCCUCCGAAUGGCAGUGCUCAGAACUUGUCAGUACACUCAUAGAUGAACAAAAUCUGGAUGGUUCAUUCAAAGGCCAACUGAUGGCGACUAUUCAAGUACUGCCAGCGCUAACAGGAAAACACUACAGUCACAUCAAUACAGAAAUGUGUCCCACAGAGGAAGAAGUGAUUACUUGA
Molecule: messenger RNA, 2042 nt
Organism: Saccoglossus kowalevskii
Lineage: Eukaryota; Metazoa; Hemichordata; Enteropneusta; Harrimaniidae
Product: cobalamin binding intrinsic factor-like
Biological process (GO): cobalamin transport
Molecular function (GO): cobalamin binding
Source: RefSeq, a predicted model, not a curated record